Molecule: messenger RNA, 1605 nt
Organism: Nematocida minor
Lineage: Eukaryota; Fungi; Microsporidia
Exons: 1
Coding region: 1-1605 (534 amino acids)
Source: RefSeq, a predicted model, not a curated record
AUGCAUCUUGUUCGCGUUCUAAUAAUAGCCCAUACGCUGUUGUAUUUAAAAUUUGCGCACUGUUUUCCCCUAGGCCUAGACUCUCUCUGCUCCUGCGUCAAUCCAACAGGAGUGUGCAACCUGCUGUGUGUGCGGCCUAACUACAACAAUCCUGUGCUUAUAAACAGGACUCCCGCCUUCAGAAUGACACGCCCCAGGAUAAUGCCUCCAUCACUAGCAGAAAAAAGAGUUAUUUAUCUGCCAAGGCCAGCAGUGAACAUGGAGUACAACAGCGAGGAGAAGGAAGAGCCAACCUGCAGCACAGAAACAGAAACAGUCUACUCAACCCUCUAUAAAACCAAAACAAGAAACACUCUUAGAGUUUUGACACAAACAGACACAAUUACAAAAAAAGUACCGGUUACAGUUGAAAAAAUAAAAAAAAUAACAAUCACGCCCUCCACCGUGGUAGUAACCGUGUCAAACACCAGCACCAUCACGGUAACCAGCACAGAAAUAAGAAAAGAAACACUUCCCCCUGUCAUCAGGCCAAUAACCCUCAAAAGUGUCCAGAUACUGACAGCGCAGCCUCGCACAGAGACUGAGCAGGUCAGAGCACCUCCAUCCAUUUACGUAAAAACACAGACAGUCACAACUACUCUUCCGCCAAACUCUCCUGUAAUAGUUACGUACACAACCACUGCCACCAGCACUGUAACUGCCACAGUUGCGCCCACUUUGUACAAAGACUACGUAAAUAUAAACCCGCUGCCAGAUGAUGCAGGUAUACUUUUGGAGUUCCAUGACUCGAACAAUCACGUAAAAAGUGUCAACGUAAUAAUGCCCACUAGAAAAGUUGCAUCAAACAGUGUGCCCACAAAACUAUUCUCAGACUCUCCCAAAAAAGAAACUGAGCCGAUAGUUAUCACCAAACAGAAGAACAUAAGAAAGAAUGCUCCUACCACCACAAGCACCAGCUAUCUUACCAAAAGCAAGCCCGUACUCUUUACCAAGUUAAAGUACUCAACACUCGUAAGCACAAUCACACAGAUAAAGUAUCUGACAAAAACAAAAAACAAAAUUGUUACACAGACAGCACCAGAGAUGGUCACAAGAACAGUUGUAAUUCCAAAGCCCACCACGGUGGUAGAAGUAACUACAAUCCCGCUAGUAAAACACGUGAAGAUAACACAAACAUCCACAAAAACCGUGAAAAAGACAGUUCCCACCACAGUCUACGAAAUGCAAACAGUGACACAGGUUAUGCCCGCGGAAACACAGACAGUGCAAAGCAACAAAGUAUUGACAGUUGUGAAAACAAUAACAGAGCAUGACACAAAGACCAAAUACAUCACAAAGCCAUCCACAAUAACAGAAGUGGCUCCUCGAUACAUAACACAAACUAAGACAGAAACAGAAACAAAAACAACAACAAAAUAUGUAAGAAUAACCACAGAGUCAAAACCCAUGCCAACAGCAGAUAGAUCGAAACAAUACACAGAUAUCAUCUCUGAGCUGAGAAACAAAGUAAACGAAUAUAGAGACAUGCUAGAAAAAUCAAACAAAGCAAAUGACGAGUACCAUUUAGAAGUGAAUAACUUAAGAUCUCUCCUCAAGAACCGCUAG